Messenger RNA from Nymphalis io (European peacock), 1312 nucleotides. RefSeq names its product protein PRRC1-like. Lineage: Eukaryota; Metazoa; Arthropoda; Insecta; Lepidoptera; Nymphalidae. The record is from RefSeq and is a predicted model, not a curated record. Gene Ontology annotation, molecular function: protein kinase A regulatory subunit binding. Bases 70 to 1176 code for a protein of 368 amino acids. Gene Ontology annotation, cellular component: cytoplasm. The transcript is spliced from 10 exons. Gene Ontology annotation, biological process: activation of protein kinase A activity.
AUAUGUCAAUAUAUAGCUGUCACAACAAUUUCUUGUUGAUUUUCGUCAAUUCGUUGUUUAGGUGUAAUCAUGAACAACAAUGACAGAAGAAGUAAGAUACCGGCAGCUCCGACAUUUGCUACAAGUGGCAAUCUCCUUUCGAAUGUCGCACCUCCUAGUGAACUUCCCAACUUCAUUACUACCGUCCCAACAUCUGCCGCGCCGGCUGUUAACACAUCUGAAGUGGUUCCUCAGGUAGUGCCAGUAUCAUCAUCAGAUCCAGUAGCACAAGCUAAUCAAGAUGUUCAAACAAAGCAGACACUUCAACAAUCACCAGAGAGUCCAGAAAAGUUUAGUCCAGCCAUUCCAUUAUCUAAAGGAGAGCCGACCCUACCUAUCCGGUCCCCAGAGGAUUCAUUGACUACAUUAUCACCGGAGUCUUUACCUGAAUCAAUUUCAGAAAUUGAACAACUGGGUGAUAUAAGGCCUGGAAGUGGAAUUUUGACAUGGAUGAAAGGUGCCGUUUCCAGUGGAGGUAUCUUGCAGAGAGUAGCUGAGAAAGCUAAGAGCUCGGUUGACUCCAUGAUCACAACUCUGGAUCCACAAAUGAAGGAGUAUUUAAGAAGUGGAGGUGAUCUAUGCAUAGUAGUAGCUUCAGAUAAAGAUGUGAAGGUUUCACCAGUUAGAGAGGCUUUCCAAACAGUUUUCGGAAAAGCAACUGUCAUUGGUCACGCAGCACAGAGUGACGUAACCGCGGCUCAGCCAGUCGGCUACGCGGCCGCGUACGCUGCGGCGAAGCAACGCGUCGCGUACGUGCGCUCCGAACAUAACGACCUCACAAACAACGUACCCGUUGUCGCUAUAGAAGGUUUCAUACAGGAGACUGUGCCUGACAGAUGGUACGAGUUGUCGCUGCUCGUGCUGACGCAGCCGUCGCUGGGCAUCGAGCUGCAGCUGCAGUCGCAGGCGACGCCGGUGCCGGGCGCGGCCGUGGCGGCGGCGCGCGCGGCGGCCCAGCCCGCGCCCUCCGGCUUCGGCCUCACCAUCGGAUCCAUCAUGGCCGCCAACUUGCAGGUCCCACAUACACAAUGGCACGAGGCGACAACGGGAGUCUCACGGAGGGAAAUAUUGUUGUUCGCUGCAAGAUCACUCGCGGGGUCCUAUAAGAAGUUACUAGCGGUUGCCGCUGAAACAUAAAAUGUUGGAAUUGAUGUUGAAGUUUCAUUGGAGAUUAUAUUGUUUGAUUGUUGGCACAAAAGGAGAACUACUUAUUUAGUUUAUAAGUAUCUAUAGUGUAAUAUAGUUAAUGGUAUAUAAUAAAUAAUAAACUUAA